UAAAAAAUAUAUACAUGUCUUUGCCCGUUGCGGUGUCAGCAGCCAAUCAGACAGCGCGUCGUUGUAAGAGUGCCCGCCCACAGUAAUGAUGGUGGCUAUGAGCGUUCUAAGGUCUGCUGUUGCUUUAGCAGCCAGACUAAGUCCCCUGAAUUCUGGAAACAAUGCUGCAAAUCUACUCACUCGAACAAUCCCACGGGCGGAUAAAGUUGCAGUUCGUUGGGGUCAUGAAAAGAAAAUGUUUGUCAUCAGACCUACACAGUUCUAUGACAAGCGAUUUCUGCGCUUAGUGAAAUUUUAUGUUCUGCUGACUGGAAUUCCAGUGGCCAUCUUUGUCACAUGUGUGAAUGUCUUCAUCGGUGAGGCAAAGCUUGCAGAAAUACCUGAGGGCUAUGAACCCGAAUACUGGGAGUACUACAAGCAUCCCAUCACUCGGUGGAUUAUGCGGAAUAUCUACGAUACCCCAGUAAAGGACUAUGAAAAGGCGUUGGCCCUAAUCCAAAUAGAGCAGGAGAAAAUAGAAAUGAGACGGGCACACCUGGAAGUACGUCGACAAAUGAGGAGGAGGGGAGACGGUCCUUGGUUCCAGGUGGACACUCUUGACAAGAAUCUAAUUGACAACAGCCAUAAGUCAACGCCUGAUAAUUAGUCUGGGCUUGUUUGUCAAAAAAUACAUCAUAAUGAUCAACCCCACUGUCUGUACAGUUUUUCUGCUCUUGCAUAAAUAAAUUAUGUAUCUAUGAUUCC
This is a messenger RNA of Thalassophryne amazonica, 744 nucleotides long. It is a transcript of the gene ndufb5, whose product is annotated as NADH:ubiquinone oxidoreductase subunit B5. Bases 86 to 646 code for a protein of 186 amino acids. Lineage: Eukaryota; Metazoa; Chordata; Actinopteri; Batrachoidiformes; Batrachoididae. The transcript has 6 exons. The record is from RefSeq and is a predicted model, not a curated record.